AUGCCCCUCGUAAAAUCCACCCUGCACCGCCUCCUCACCCGCAUCGGCUCAUCAACCACUGGUCUGAAGACAGAGCUCGUUGCGAGACUCGAUCGCGAUGUCAGAGUUAGUCGAUAUCCUUCUGUACCAAGGGAAAGGCGAAGCCAGGGUACGAAGACGAAGGGGGAGUUGGUCCGGAUCCUGAGCAUCGACAUGGGGAUCCGGAAUCUUGCGUUUUGCGUUGUCGACGGGGAGCUAGAUGGGGCUGAAGAGAGGGAAGUCCAGAUGGAGAUAGUGGCAUGGCGACGUCUCGACGUCCUGGAUGAAGUAGAGCGCCUUAUUCCAUCUCCUUCUCCUCUUCCGUCUUCACCUCUCCCAAACACAGACUUGGAACCCGACAACCACCCAAAAAACUCAUACAACCCCUCCACCCUCUCCCAGACGGCCUACUCCCUCCUCAAACACACCCUCCUCCCUUACAACCCAGACAUCAUCCUCAUCGAGCGCCAACGCUGGCGCACAAACUCCAGUCCCGCCAUCCAGCAGUGGACGCUGAGGGUGAAUACGCUGGAGGCGAUGCUGUGGGCAAUGUUGACGGCGCUAAAGGGAGAAGCCGCGGCUGUGUCUGCACAAGGGAUGCAAAUACCUUCGUCGACCACGGGCGAGGAUUCCAAUCAAUCCGCAGCCUUGUCAGCGUCCGCGUCGAGGCUCAAUUAUGAUUACACCGUCUACCCCGUCGACCCCAAACGCGUCGCCAACUUCUGGCUCGGUCCCCUCACCACCAAGAUUCCCAGCCCCUCGCGCAAAAAGGACAAGAAGAAGCAACCCCCCACCCCCUCGCCCGAAGAAGAAUCCCACAACCUCCCCACCAUUGACCCUCCGCCCACCAAAACGCCCCUACCGCGCGGAAAAGCCGAAAAGAAAUUCAAGAUCCAGCUCCUCCGCACCUGGCUCGACCAAUCUUCCAGCGGCACAGGGUCAGAAACCACCCGCGAUGAAGAAACAGCGACAGACGUCGAGAAUGGCGGAAAGGGGAGACGUAAGGGGAAGAAGAAGACGAUGAUGAAAGAGGAGGGAGAGGAGGAGGUGAAAGAUGCAUCGGGCCUCGGGAUCGAGGGAAAAUUGGACGAUGUGACGGACUGUUUUCUCCAGGCUGCGGCUUGGGUUGCUUGGGAGGCGAACCGGGUGAGGAUCUUAGAGGGGAGGGACGAACUUGUUAAGGGGAUUCUGGAUGGUGAGCAUGGGAGAAGAGGGAAGGGAGAUGGGGAGGCAAAAGAGAAGAAAAAGAAAGCAAAGAAGGAUGUGAAGAAAAGCGAGGGAGGAGGAAGAGAAGGAGGAGAUCAAGAAGGAAGCGACCCAGUGGGUGAAGUGAUGAAGGGGAGGAGGUCCAGGGGAGCAAGAAAGGGGAAGGGCGGUGCAGGGUGA
This is a messenger RNA of Westerdykella ornata, 1404 nucleotides long. Its product is annotated as ribonuclease H-like protein. The coding region runs from base 1 to 1404 and encodes 467 amino acids. The record is from RefSeq and is a predicted model, not a curated record. The transcript has 3 exons. Gene Ontology annotation, molecular function: crossed form four-way junction DNA binding; flap-structured DNA binding; Y-form DNA binding. NCBI's taxonomy places the organism in Eukaryota, Fungi, Ascomycota, Dothideomycetes, Pleosporales, Sporormiaceae. Gene Ontology annotation, cellular component: mitochondrion.